Molecule: messenger RNA, 450 nt
Organism: Verticillium dahliae VdLs.17
Lineage: Eukaryota; Fungi; Ascomycota; Sordariomycetes; Glomerellales; Plectosphaerellaceae
Exons: 2
Coding region: 1-288 (95 amino acids)
Source: RefSeq, a predicted model, not a curated record
AUGGCGCACCCAGCGAAGAAUGUGAGCCCCGAGGCAGAGGUCAAGUCGUGGGGUUUCAAGCAGGUCUUCACCUGGACAGACGCCCCGGGCACCCACUACCCCCCGCACAGCCACCGGGCUUUGACGACGCACCUCAUCACGAAAGGCAGCCUCACCAUAACCUAUCCCGAGGACGAGAGCCCGGCCAAGGAAACGCACGCCGUGGGCGAGCGUGUAGACGUGGCAGCAGGGCGACAGCACGAGGUCUGGGUCGGCACGCAGGGUUGCACCAUGGUCAUCGGGGAAUAGAGAAUAGAGAAUAAAGAACCCAGCUAGCUGGCAGCUGAAGCGGCGGCCAGUGUUCAUACAAGUCAAACAACGGCUUCUGGAUAAACUUCGUUGUCAUGCACACUUCUUGACACUUCAAGCAACAGGUAGCAGGAAUGGACCAAGGUGGAACACUUGCGACCG